CCUAGUGCUUAGUUUAUUUUUCCAGUGUAGUUUUGUAUUGUUUCUCCCAGCCAGCAAAUAAAGCUGUGUUUUUUUGAGUUUGCUCUUUGCCUCUGUGAGUCUGCAUUUGGGUCUUCUCUUACCAGCACACAGCUAGUUCAUGACAUUUAUUGUUAUAUUUUGUUUAUUUUAAAUAAAAAUUGGUAUUUAUAUAUAUAUAUGCAAAUUCAUUGCCUCAAGCAAAUAAGCAGUGUUUGCUUAAGAUAACUACAUUAGGACAACUUAUCCAUUCAUGAAUCACAUUUUGUCAUAUUUUAUAUUUGUAUUUUGAAAACAGUAGCGAUGUCAGCUACCAUUUCACACACUUCACAUGGGAUUUUGUUGGUUGAAGGACCCUAAUAGACUCUAGAAUUGUCACCAUAAGCGCUGCCUGUCUGUUUCGUAUGAGCAUAACAGUUCAGGCUCAGCUGUGUUGCAUGUGUGUCAAGAAAGAAGCAAGCAUGAAGAAAAAGGAAGUGUACCUAAUAAAAGAAGGAGGAAAGGAACAAGGUUUAUCUGGCAAAAAAUAAUACAUUGGGAAAUAAAAAUUAGCAGAAAAAACUUGUAAGAUUUCAUUGUAUUUUUCUGAUUCUAAAUGUUUGGUAUUGACAUCCAAACCAUUAUAAAGGCCAAAAUAUAAUCUCAGUAAACAGAUGAGUAGAUUAAAUAAUAAGUGUAAGUAAAAGCAAUAAUAAUUUGCCAUUAAAUGUUUUUAUUUUCCAUAGUUUGUUCCAAUAACGGUAUAAAUUUGUCUUUCUUUUUUUCCACAGUGAUUAAUUUGCCUUGUUGCCAUUUUUAUUGACUUCAGCAACAUUGUGCAGGGGAAUUAGAGCAUCCAUUUGCUGUUGCUAUAUGUGAAGCUAGCCUUAAAGGCAACUGAUGACGGGCUUUCUGUCUCCCAUUCAGUUAUCCACUCAUCUCUCUUAAAGUAGAACAAUCUUGACUCAGGAUAAAGAAAGAAAAACUCCAGACGUGUGAACGGCACCUCCUCACGACACAUCCCCACGUUAACAGUACAUCAAUCUGACCCUGCUCCCUAAAAGAUCAUCGACUGCGCUUCAGCUUCUCAGUUAAGCUUGUAUGUAGUGAAAAAUCUACCGUCUACAGUGGUGAGGGAUUAUAUUAAACAAGGGUUUAAAAAUCGUGUGUACUUUUUAUAAAGAGGGUUAAGAAGUGGAUGUCAAUGUUAUGUGACAUGAACAAGUUUCCAUUAGAGCACUGAAAUACCAGCUGUUUCGAUAUUAAAUUUGCCUUUAGGAAUUAAUCUGUAAGUGCUUGAAAUGUAAGCUUUAUUUAACGUUGUUUUGUUGUUGUUUUUUCCUAAAAGAAUUAUCCGGUUUUUAACAUACGGAUAAAAGGCACUACUGUUCAAUGGAAAUCUUCAUUUUGUGGGCUAUUUACUGUGGCAUCAUUUAAUUUGAGUUUUAGAGGGAAUUUUUUGUAUUUAACUUACGUUAAAAAUGGUCAAAGUAACUUACUUUUUUUAACGAUAUUUGAAAUGGUCGCUAGCAGUUAUGUUCCCGCCACUGCCUGUCACCAUUAUGGGUGUAAAGUAUGGAGGACCACAAGAGCCACACACAUUGAAAUAAAGGAUUCUACUUAAAUGAUGAAUUGUAGAACAAAUUCUGCAUCUGUGAAUUCAUUUGAACUAAUUUAACCCUCUGGGGUCGCGGGACGCGUCAAAAUCACAUGACCAAUUUAAGAGGACACAGCUACAAGAUGCAGCACGUCAGAGUCUCCAUUUCAACUUGAGUCGAAAGUGCGGACUUCAAGCUAUAUACCAGUUUACCAUGUCAGCCAAUCAAAAAAAAAUGAUAAGGCAACAUGUGACAUUUGGUUGUUUAGGGAGAAGAGGAAGUUUUUAGGGGUGACACCCGCAACGGACAGCGGGCGAGCGAAAGAAAGAGAGAGAGCGAGUUUUCAUAUGUGAGACAUUAGUGACGUUUAGCGUGUUUGGAGGCUAGAGUUAGUUUACCUGCUCUGUUAUGGUAACUGUCUUGAUUAAAAAAUAUUUUUAUAUUUUUAAAAGCAUAUAAAUUAACAAAAACAUUAAAGAGUGUUUGAGAACGUUUAUCCAGCCAUGAUUUGAAAGCAUAUAGCCCACAUUUUAACAGACUGGUGUAGCAGUGAAGAUGUUUAAUCUGCAGUGAAAGUAAUAUAAUAAAAGUCACAUGUUGUACCAGCUGUUCCAGUGAAAGGUUUGUCCCAUUAGCUUGUCUAUAUACCUUUUAAGUUACAUUUCAUCAAACAGUCCUGAGAAUCCACACAAAUGAUCUUUUUAUAUAUUACAGUCCAAAGUGAAUGCAGAUGGUCUCCUGCAGCUUUAAAAAAUCUAAAGGACACUGAGUGUGGAAACGAUCUGUGUUUCUUUUUUUGGUCAUCAUUAAGUGCUAAAAAUUCUGCUGCUGAUGUACUCACAUUUCUACCAAAAGACUUCCCUUUUUCUUCUCAGAGGAAAAACUAUUUCAGAAAUGCAAUGAGGAACCAACACGUGUUAGAGCAAGAAAGAAAACAUCUUAUCUGUUACAGCUUGGACAUCAACAGCAGAUAGUUGUCCUCUUCACCUGGCCCUUUCUAUCUGCAUAAUAUUAGCAUAAAUCAAAGGAAGUGGACACAGCAUCUCUACAAGAAGGACUAUUUCAGAGAUUAAUUUUUAAUGUGAGAAACAGGAAGGAGAAAGACGGAGAAUGGCUGAAUUCAGGUGGAUUCAAAUGUUUUCAUCAGUGAUACUAAUGCUUCAAUUGUCAGCAGCAGCAGCUGACUACUCUGAGUUUAUUAUCAGGGAUGAAGGUGAGGUCACUUUGUCAUGUGAAAAUGUGACAGAUGAUCAAGAUAAAUGUGACAGAACUACCUGGCUCUUAAGUCAGUCAAAUAGAGCCGUAGUAACACUGUUUGAAAACGGGAAGAUUCACCAAGGGGCCGAAAAUAAAUCAGACAGACUGAGUGUUACAGCAAAAUGUUCUCUGGUUAUAAAGAAGCUCACAGCUGAGGAUGUUGGUCAGUACACCUGCAGAAGGUUCAACAAAUCAGGACAAAAAGAAGGUUCAGACUCUGUAGCUGAGCUGUCUGUUGUUAACCUAACUGAAUAUAAGGAUGAUGACACAGUGACAUUGAAGUGCUCUGUGUCCACAUAUAAAGAAUGUAAAUACACUGUGAAGUGGCUCUAUGGUAACAAAGACCUGAGGAUGUCACAGUCUGCCUGCAGUGUGACCUUUGCAACAUCUGAUCAUAUUUACACAUCCAAGAACUCUGAGAUGUUGAAGUGCCAGGUGACACAUGGUGGAAACGUGCAGGAGUUUAUCUUCAGUCAAUCUUCUGGUGUGUGGAAGUUUAUUGUUGUAGCGCUGGGGUUAACAGUACUCAUAAUGAGUGCUUUCAUAGGCAUCAUAUGGAAGAGAGUUAAAGGACACAAAUCACAGAUGAAUGAAAAUGCUGAACUCAGUUUAAACUCUGCAGUGACUCUGUCUGCUCCAGGAACCAUUCAGGACUCUGCUGAAUCUGAAUACGCUGUUCCCUAUUCCUCCAUCAGCUACACUAACAACACCACCAGUAAAGCUCAGGUUGUGGGUCAAGAUGAUGAUGAAGAUGAUGACACAGUGACCUACAUCACCAUGAAAAGUCACAUCACUUCUGCUGCACCCUCCAGUGAUCCCAGCAGCCUCUAUGCUGCCGUCAACAAACCAGUGAGAGACACGUGUUGACGAAACAGCUACAGCUCAUACAAGCUUUCUUACGUUACACUGGUUAUGGUUGCGCUCAGGCCCUUUUCAACCUGUUAUUUGUAUCAGAUUGUGUAAAAAUGUUUCUGUUAGGCAUAAGUUCUCCAUGUUUAACAAAAAGGAUAUUAUACUGCUCAUUUACAUUUCUAACACAGAAUGUUGCACUAUGUUUUAUCCAUAAAUUGUCUCCAGUUUGACAAAGUUCAGAAUUUAUUACUGUAGCAAUCCCAUUAUCCAGAAGGGGGUGCUGUAUAUUCAUUAUAACAAAAUGUGAAGCAGUGGAAGAAAUGAUCUAACAUCCUCAGACAUAAUAAAAGUCACAUGUUACAUCA
Haplochromis burtoni (Burton's mouthbrooder) is the source of this 4069-nucleotide messenger RNA. RefSeq lists its product as uncharacterized. Gene Ontology annotation, biological process: positive regulation of ERK1 and ERK2 cascade; interleukin-15-mediated signaling pathway; T cell activation. Gene Ontology annotation, cellular component: membrane raft; external side of plasma membrane. The record is from RefSeq and is a predicted model, not a curated record. Gene Ontology annotation, molecular function: MHC class II protein binding; protein tyrosine kinase binding. Lineage: Eukaryota; Metazoa; Chordata; Actinopteri; Cichliformes; Cichlidae. The coding region runs from base 2706 to 3719 and encodes 337 amino acids. The transcript has 8 exons.